UGACGAGUAUAGGCGCGCGGUAUACGGCCAAUACAUAACAUACAUAAAACAGCACUGCACAAAAUAUCAUCAGCUGAGCUAGCUGAGCUGAACUGCGUAAAGUUCAUAUUGCUACGUUGUUCAAUCAUGGCUGCUGCCAGUACCUUGCAAUCAAUAUUUGACUGGCGAAAAGGCAUCACUUGCAGAUACUUUCUGCACGGUCUGUGCAAGGAAGGAGACGGGUGCCCCUAUGCUCACAACAGAUCUAAAUCUGUGAAGAAUAAUGUAUGUCGCUACUACCUCCAAGGGAAAUGCCACUAUGGAGCCAGCUGCAAGUUCCAGCAUGUAGUCCCUACCAACAACAACGCCCCCCAGAAGAACAUCUCACCAGCUCCUCUACCUGUGCAAACUAAAGGGACUGCCAUAGAGAGCAAGAUGACCACACUGCACUUGAACGGCCACAACUCACCCACUGACAAUGAGGCUAGCAAGUACUCCAUGAAGGAUCUCAUUCAUGCCAAAGAAUUUGUCCCAGGUCAACCUUUCCAGGGCACCUUGCCACCAUCGUACAGUGCAACAGCCAAGAAGAACGGUCAGAGUGAUGCCCUUGUGAUAUCCACAGAGCCUCCCACGCGCCGGGGACCUGGGAAUAUCUUAUGUCCCUAUGCAGUGAAGGGUACCUGUCGUUACGGAGCCAAGUGUCUGUACAUGCAUGGUGAAGUGUGUGAUCUAUGUGGAGAAGCCUGUUUGAUGCCGUAUGAUGAGGAACAGAGGAAGAACCACAGACUGACUUGCCUUGAGAAGCAUGAGAAGGAGAUGCAGGAAGCCUUCCUGUACCAGCAGAGCAAGGAUAUAGUCUGUGGUAUCUGCAUGGAGGUGAUCAUGGAGAAAUCACCCAGGGAGCGUAAGUUUGGUAUCUUAUCGGACUGUACUCAUCCUUACUGCUUGGAUUGCAUCAGGAAGUGGCGCAGUGGAAGGCAGUUUGAAAAGACUAUUAUCAGGGGAUGCCCAACAUGUAGGAAGAUGUCCAAUUUUGUGACUCCUAGUGAUUACUGGGUGGAGGAUCCUGAGGAGAAGAAGAAGCUAAUUGAGAACUACAUUGCUGCUCUGAGCACCAAGGCAUGCAAGCAUUUUGACCAGGGCCGUGGCAAGUGUCCAUUCGGUGCUGACUGCUUCUACCUUCAUUCUUACCCUGACGGCACGAAGGAAGACCGUGCCAAGGCUCGUCAAUGCCGCGCCUCCAGUAACAAGGUGAAGACCAUCCGCCCGGCUCUCCUCUGGGAGUUCUUUGAGCACCGCAACGGUCUUUAUGACUUUGGCAGCGAUGAAGACGACUUCUUCCUGUUUGGCUCCUCCCUGUGGCACGAUGAAUGGGACUUCCUCAGUGAUCCCAGCGAGGCCGACGAUUGGUGGGAGUACCUUCAGUACAUGGGCUCGGAUGAUGACAGCGAGAACGAGUUUGAUUCCGACUGGAGCGGGGAUGUUCCGACGUCUGGUGAGGGGGAGGAGACGGCCGAAGUGACGGCUGAGGUGACGGCUGAGGUAUUGGUUGAAGGUAGCCAGGAAGUUGGAGAGGAAGAUGAUGCUGAUGAUGAAUGGGAGGAGGGUGAAGGAGAUGGAGGAGAAGUGGAGGAGGAGGAGGAGGAAGAGGGAGGAGGGGGAGAUGAAGCAGCAGAGGAAGGUAAUGAGGAUGGAAAUGGAGAAGAAGAGGGUGAUGAGGGCGAGAGCCCUGGGGAAGAUGAGGUUGGUGGAGAAGAUGUAGUGUGUAUAGGUGAGUUUGCACCCGAUAUGUUAGAAGAAUGUGAGUACACUGAUGAAGACUGUGGAGAUUGGUGAUAGGUCAGGGAAACCCACGCAAUCUGUGGUUUAGAGGGGAUUCCAUCACAUCUACCCACCAAUUAUUCUCAAGUCGAAGAAACCAGCCAAAACGUAGGAAAAACAGAAUCACAGGCAGAUCCUCUCGGUGUGGUCUUCAGCCAGGCAGCUGGUCGAUAUUCAUUGCUGAAAGAGGCUUGUUUCUGCCGUGGUGGUGUUUAGGGGUCCACUAAUUAUACAUGUUUUAUACAAAGUUUGAAGAUUCUAGAAUAUGUCUUGCUCAACUGUCUAAUAUGGUUUAUCUGCAUGGUAUGAAUAGAGCAUAUAGAAGAUAUGCAUCAGACAUGAAUGCUUGACUUGAUUAUAGGGCUAACAUUGUACAUAGAGGAGUUGAAAAGCAUUUUUUCCUUUGUUUCUUCUCAUGUAGGAUAUGUGAAUGAAAUGUUGACAGAUUGAGAAGGUUGUUUGUUGUUUCUUGAGGAAGCAGAAUGUUUCAUAUGUAGAAUCUUUGCAAACAUGUAUACGGUCUCUCCACAUAGGCUAUACAGAGUUCAUGAAAUGUCUUGGAACGUGUAACACAGUAAUUCAUCGACAUAAUGCUGCUUCAGUUUUUGUUCCUUGUCAAAACACUGUCUUACUGAUGUCUCCUACAAACAUCUUUAUUGGUAACAAACGUUUCAAACAAACUUGGUGCAGUAUUAAGCAAAGGCUUCUCAUGGGUGUGUCGGGUUUAUCCCAAACGCUGAUGAGUGUCCGCUGAUACCAGCCAUACAUUUCAAAGAGUUGUUUCAAAUAAGGUGCACAGUGGUGUGCCGCCCAGUUGCUCCUUACGAGAGCAGCUGUUGUGUUUCAAACCAGUUGCCAUGGCAACUAUCGCUCAGGUGACAAACAUGAAGGUGUCUUAUUGUCGAAUCCGACUGCUCACAUUUCGGCUGGUCAUACCAGUCGACGUGCAGUCAAGCCAAAUUGAAUUGUUAUCACCACAUGCCUGAUUUACAGGACGUAAAUACUUGUCUUGCCAAAAUUUGUUUUCUAAAGUGCUAUGCGUACAUUUUCAACCCCAUGCUUAUGAUGAAAGAACGUUCCACAUAGAUCUUGCAGUACUCGGACUGUUCAUUACCGUUUAUUCUAGUCGGAUGAAAACCUGACUAUUUAUUGCAUGAAUUAACAGAUUAUUCACGGAUUGAACGUACAUUUGUGGUACAUGGUUGAUUUCAGCAAUCAUCCUGUACAGAUUAGUUGUAUUUAUAGAAUGAAAUGUUGUUUGACUAAGUUAUAGAGUGAUAUUAUAAAUCUAUUUUGAGUACAGAGUAGGAUUGAGAAAUUUCCUUUAUAUUUUCAUGACUAAUUAAAUUAUAGAUAUUGUUUAGACUGUAGUAUAGUGUGUUUGAAUUGAAUUCAUAGUAUAUUUCAUUUCCUUUUCUAUGUUAGUCUGGUGUAGAUAUUAAACACAAAGCAAUAGUUAGAAAAUAGAUACAAAUUUAUAGAUUUUGUAGAAAUAUUUUUGCGUCACAUAUACAUGAAUAGUUGAUUGUACGAUGUAUAUUGCGUUUUGUCUUUUGUACUGUACGUAUUGAUACAUGUACAUGCAAUGCUCUCUGUGGUUUAUCUUUGAUUGUACGUGGGUGAAUGUAUGUACCUGGUAUUGAAGUCAUUAGAUGUGCCUGUGUUUAAUUGUUUUCAUAUACAUGUACAUGUAUUAUUCUUUUAAACAUAAAAAAAGUUGUGCAUAUACAUUCAUACAUAUAUAUAUGUUUGGGAUCUCUCUUGAUCUAUGCUCUAUAUGCUUUCAUUGAUUCAGCGGUGUUUUGGAUGAAAUUGAAAAUAUUUGGCUGGGGUAUUAAGUUUUAUUAACUAAUAAUGCUCAUAUUGUACAUGUACAUUGUACGAAUGAAUAUUUUGUAGGAAACAGCAGGUGGGGCUAAUGAGAUACAUGAAUUUAUUGAUGAAAGUAGCACAUUGGCACAGGGAAUCUGUUUGUGUCUAUAAGGCUGGUUAAAUUCAGUACAUGUAGUUGUUAUAAAGCAAACAGAAUUUUAAAAUUGUUUGGAAAACGUCUUUUACCUUUUCUUCCAAGAAGACUUUCAAGAACCGUCCCUUGACUAUGACAUGAAAUACAAACCUGUCCUUUUCAGAAUAACGCAUGGUAGUCAAAUAGUUCCACAUGCAAACUAAUUGUGAAAUAGUGUUGAUAUGAUACUAAACACCGAAUAUGAUGUUCUCAUCCAUCAAGAACUGAAGGUUUCAUGGGAAAUAAUAUUGUGUAACAUAAAACAGUAUUUUCACACCUCAAUAAUGUGCCAAGAGAAAGGAAUAUCAAAAUUACUUUGUGAUAAGUUACAUUGUUUUUGUCACUUAUAUAUGUUUAUGCAGAGGGUUUAUAUGUUUGCUUGUUCAAGUACAUAAAUGUAUUGUUACUAGUCAAUUAACUCAACAUGUUAUCAAGAUGAAAUUUCUAUUUUGCAUUGUAGUUUAGCCUUGGUUCACAAUACCAAAUAGCAUUGAUUCAUUCCAUUAUGUUUUCAUAUUUUUUAUUUUGGUUAUAUCCUUUUAUCAUUUUUUCCUUUUGAUGGUUUUGGUGUCAGUUUAUGCAGAUGUUUGUUUUGUCUUAUCCCUAAAGAAGCAAAAUAGUGUUUUGUAAUACCACUUGUAUUCUAUUCUAGAGAUCAUAACUCAUUUCAUUUGAAGAUAUUUUUUUUUAAAUAUUAGUUUGAUGGUAAAGAGAUAUUUCUUUUUUGUUCAUUUUAUAUGUAUCUGAAGUUUUUGAUGAAGGGUAGCCCAGUACAUUCCAAAAUAAUUUCUAUCAUGUUGCUUGUUUCCCUAUCUCUCCGGUGGGCACCUUGUUAAUUUGAACCCCAUACUUAGCAUAUUCUGUAGAACAGGCUAGUACAUGAUAUACUGUAACUCCAGGCAAAUCCUACACCAGGAAACCAUUCAAACAGCGAGUUUGGUUAUAUUUUUUCAAAAUGUAAAGAAGUAGUAAUUUAAAUUUAGACUUACAAUGUUUUUUGACUCCUCAGGGCAUCCGGUCAACCACUUAAAAUUAUAAUUUGAAGAUGUCUUUAAUGGGAAAACGGAUGAUUCCUUGUCCUAAACCAAUUCAUCCAUGUUGUGUAUUGUUGAUUCAACAUGGAGAAGAGAAAGUGGGCAUGCGCGGUAGCGGCGCAGCACAUAUGAAUAACAUGUUAUAUAUCGUCAAUUCAACAUCAAAGAGAAAGUACGUAUACAUACAACAUGUUAUUCAUAUGUGCUGCGCCGCUACCGCGCAUGAAUACUUUCUCUUCUCCAUGUUGAAUCAACGAUUAAAACAUGGUUGAAUUGGUUUACGACAAGGAAUCACCCUUUUCCCCAUCAAAGACAUCUUCAAAUUAUAAUUUCAUGUGGUUGACCGGAUGCCCAGAGGGGUCGAAAAACAUUGUAAGCCUAAAUUUUAAUUACUCCUUCUUUACAUUUCCAAAAAAUAUAACCAAACCCACUGUUUGAAUAGUGUAGGAUCUGGAGCUCCGACGCUUUCGGCAGCAGAGCUCCCUGGAGUUAAAUAAUUACUGAUGCCUAAGUAAUGGUAGUAAAUGGUCCUUUCUAUCAAAGGGUUUACGAUUGUGCUACUAAGACCAGACAUCAGAAGUAUUGAUACCAUUCUGCAUGUAGACCUUCAUUUUAUCUUCCAUUCACGGGGGAGAUGGAACAGUUUAAGGACAAAUGGGGUUCUGAUUAUAGAAUGAAUUGAACGUUGAAAUUUUCCUAUGGCAUUUAAUAUUAUAAGACAACUGUUCUCAUUAUAUGAUAAAUAAUAUAAUGAAAAUAAAUUAUUGUGUAUGUUGGUAUUUAUGGAAUUCAUUUCAUGAUAUAUAAUCCCAUUAUUAAAUGCAUUAGGCUGAUCUGUUUUUAACAACUGGAAUACAUUGUUGGAAAUCUCCAUGAAAAAAGACCUGCUAUCACAUUGCCCAUUAGGUACUUUAGUUUCUUUGAAAGUAAUAAAUCUUCAUAACUUAAUUGAUGCACAUUCCAUUCCUGAAUUCAAGGUUUGAAUAGUCUUCUUCACAUGACCCAUUUACUGAGCUUUUUUUCUUUGUUUCUUCUGAAAAGUCUAAGGGCAUCAAAUAUGAUAUGAGAGUAGAAGGUAAGAUAUAAACUUAAAUUAAUUUGACAAAUACUUGCGAGUAUCCAUGGAAGAUGGCAUACCAGCAAUUUUUCAACACAAUGAAUAAAUUACCUGUGUUUCACCCCGCAAUAUGAUAAAUGUUCAGUUUCAGUUUAUAUACAUGUCUUUUGUAUUCAUUUUAACAAUGACUUGAUCAAUGCUGCAUUUGUAUUUCAUGAUUGUUGAGUUCAAAGCUUCUCAGAGCAAAAGGGAGAAAAUACGAAGGAUUAUCAAAACCGUUGGAUGCAAGUUUCCUACCAAACUUACGAUUCUCAAUUAGUCUGCGAUCCUCUCCGAAUGCUCGUGCAUCUUUCAACUCGUACUUUGUUCUGUAUAUAAAUUUAUAGAAAAAUAUAUUUAAAAUCGUCUUCUGAUUAUGAGUUUUACAUUUUCAUUGUGAACUAAUCUCUGUAACGUUAGCCAGAUAUUGCCUUUUUUUAUUUUGGUAUUCUGAAUUUACAUGUACGUCUGAUGCAGACCACAAUAGAUAAUACUAUAAAACGAUGGUUAAUUUGUGUGUGUUCAUUUCAUAUUGAUAUUUAUUCAGUGUAAAUCUAUAGGAAAUAUUUUGUACUGUUUACAUCUGCUUUUUGUGAAAUUGAAUUUUGUACUUUUGAUAUAUGACUUAAUUACCCUUUGGAAAGCGUGGGUUAUGUGUACUCUUAUUAUUCUGUUUGGGGAUUUGGUGCAAAGAGGAAGGCAGUGUACUAGGUAAUGUAUGUUUUCUCUUGGAUGAUUCUUGCAAGGAUAUUGAAUUGGAGAUUGUAUUUCAUGAAUAUUCAUUUCCUUUAUAGCUCUCACUAAAAAAAUUAUAUAGUAGUGUUGUACUAACUUUUUUGUGAGCAUGACUUUAGAAUUUUCUAGAAAUACUAACGACACGUAGUAGGCAACACGUACAUACUGUGCAUUGUAUGUAUGUAUGCAAUUGUUAGGGGUUCAUGCUAUCUGCCGUGAGCCAGAACGGCAUUAACUCUGUGUUUAUAAAGGAUAGGAUUUAUGCCCUUCUGGCCCUUGCACUGUUCCUUAAAAGCUUCUAAAGCUCCAAGCAGACAAGAAAUAACCCAACCUGACCAAGGGAUGAAUGUGAUUUGCUUUGAGAUGUUUCAAGGGUUUACUGUGGCUCCCAAAAUGGAUGUCUUUGUCAUGACCUUUUACCUCUGUCUAAAGAAAUCUUCCGUUAUCAGACCAAUUUGUAAUAUACUUUGAACGCAGUGUGUGAUGUAGACUGGGUUAGAUCUCGUUGUUGUAUUUAUGAUUAUGUAUGUUGAAGUAUUAGUAAAACUGCAUCUUUCUAUAAAUGGUUCUUUUGAAAGAAAUAAUAUGUUCAGUGUAUACUGCCUCUCUUUACAGACAGCAUCUCAUACACAAAGUCUGCAAUAAAGAGUAUGAAUUGUCAAAAGUAUUAUUAGCUACAUGCCUUACUCUAAUACAGGAUAUUGGUUGCAUUUUUAAAGUAGCAGUGAAUCUUAGUGAAACUUAAUAUUGUGCAAAUUUAACUUUGUACAACUGUUACAAAGCUCCUAUUAAGAGCAUAAUUGGUUUCCUUAGUUACAUCGGAAAGGCUGGAAUGAAUUGAAACCAACCCUUCCAAAGUUGAUUUGGAACUAAUUCCAAAGUAUAUCAAUGAAAUUGUCAAGGGUCAUUCACACUGUCUAUUUGUUGUGGCUAAUGGUAGUUUCUGCAACGUUUUUGUGGAAUCUCAGAGUAAACAACACUGAAAACAGUCGCAGAAGAUGUAGACAAGUGGAUCAAGAAUGCAUGCUACUCUUUAUUUAUUACAUGGACUAUAUGUCAUGAAUUAUUAGCCGAGAGUAUAAUUAUAAAAACAAGGAAUUGGAUAGUCCAUACCGAGUGUAAUCUACAAUUGGUGGCGAGAAGAGGGUUACUUUGUAAUUUGUUAAACGUAUGAAAAAGUAGAUGAAAUAGCAAGCCUCUUUAAUAGAGCUCUUUGCUUCAGCUCCUAUUGUAGGUAAAACUAUUGAUGUAUAAUUAGGUAUGAAAUGCUUAUAGGAAAGAAUGUAAAUUAACAUGUGUUGUUAUCAGGAGUGAAAGUUAGAUGAAAUUGGAUAUUGCAAACUUUGCUUUUUGUGAAAAAAGAAAGAAAGAGGAAGUGUGAUACCAUGUACAUAUUGAAAGGUGAUGGGAUGUAUUAAUUGUACAAGAUUUAUAUAGGCAGGAGUGUUUUCUUAUAGUUUAAAAUUGAUGUAAUUUUCAGAUGAAUUGUUGAGCUUCGAAUAAUUUCAUCAUUGCCACCUCUUUAAAGUGUUGCCAAUUGGAACUUCACUUUGUAAAUCCCAUUUCAUCUCGUUCCUUUCUUAAAGGUCCUAUAUACAGGACUCAAAGCCAUUCUGAAAUGCCUUUCUAUCCAUGAAUCAACUACGCUUCGUUUACUUUAAAACUGUUUGAAAUAUAUGAAAUCUGCUACGCCAUAAACUUUUCAGCAAGUGUGUAGAUUUCAUAUGAAGUUGUGCAAUUUGUUUACUUUUAAAAGUUUUAAAAAAUGGAAUCCUUCAUGCAGCAAGAAAGAAUGAAAUGUACAUGUAUGAAAUCAACUCUUCAACUCUUCAACUCUUGUAUAAAAUGUAUAUGCUGGAUAUUUCUUAAGCAUAGAAGAGUUAUGUAGUUCAGUGUAGACGGAUAAAAAGAGAAAGAGAAACCUUUCAAUCUAAUUAAACCUACCUCUGUGAUACAAUGUAAUAGUCUAUGAAAGUGAAAUGUAUAGCGGACUGCAUGUUAGAUAGGACUGGUCCACUAGAGGAGGAGGGUAGUCUUUGUAUGUACAGCAUUGAGCAAGUUGAUAUAUAUUGAGUAGCCAGAUGAUGUUUAUGACUAGCCUUUAGUGCUCGUAGCACGAUGCUUCAUUGGUACAUUAAGGGUGGCUAAUAGAUUUUAAGGUAACAUGAAACGAGAAGCAUGUUUGUGAUUUGAUACAUCACCCAAAUGUUUGAAUCUGAUAAAUGCGAACUCAAAAUUAACUCAACCCUAAUACGGUAUGGAUGUUGGUAAUAAAUUAGUUUGCAAUUGAAA
Messenger RNA from Strongylocentrotus purpuratus (purple sea urchin), 8962 nucleotides. RefSeq names its product probable E3 ubiquitin-protein ligase makorin-1. The record is from RefSeq and is a predicted model, not a curated record. The transcript is spliced from 7 exons. Gene Ontology annotation, molecular function: metal ion binding; ubiquitin protein ligase activity. Lineage: Eukaryota; Metazoa; Echinodermata; Echinoidea; Camarodonta; Strongylocentrotidae. Gene Ontology annotation, biological process: protein polyubiquitination. Bases 127 to 1815 code for a protein of 562 amino acids.